AUGUACAAGUACGCGCUUCUGUUAUUCGGAAUUGUAAGCCUAGUGAGGUGUGAGGAAGCGAGGAAGCACAAAUAUGUAGAUCCCUUCGCAGCGUUGGAUCGACAUAUCAGUCAUUCCUUAGCUUACCACUACUUAUGGCCAUGGAGUCAGCUGAUACGAGCCGCAGCCGCUUUGGACGCCGAGGACAGCUUAGAGGAACCGAAGAUUAUCUCGGAACCGGACAAAUUUGAAAUUAUUCUAAGCGUCAAACAAUUUAAGCCCGACGAAUUGAAGAUCAAAGUUAAAAAUCGUUACAUCAUCGUUGAAGGGAAGCACAAAGAAGAGGACGAAGAUAAAAAAUUCAUGGCUAACCAUUUCGUGCAGCGAUUUGUGCUGCCUCCGGGAAGCAAGCCCGAAGAAGUGACGGCAGUGCUGAAUGAGCACGGCAAGCUGUCUAUCAAGGCACCAAAACACGAGCUGCCACCUCCACCGCCAGAGAGAGAGGUGCCUAUCGAAGUGCGGGCGCCCGAAGUGAAGACCGAAACAAUCGAAACUAUCGAAUCAUCGACACUGAAACAAGAAGUUGAGCCUAUACAGAACUCUUCAGUAACACCACUCGAGCAAGCAGAUUUAGAAUCAACUACGCAUAUUGGCAAAAUACGCAAAAAGGAGUUAAAAGAGACCACAAAAGCAGCUAAAGAUAACGAAGUUACUAAAGGAGGCGAUGGUAACGGAUUAGACUACGCCUUAAUAGAGCCGGAAGAGUGA
Molecule: messenger RNA, 747 nt
Organism: Parnassius mnemosyne (clouded apollo)
Lineage: Eukaryota; Metazoa; Arthropoda; Insecta; Lepidoptera; Papilionidae
Source: the annotation of a GenBank genome assembly